CACAGGAAGACGAGUCAACCCGAGGUUCCUCCUACGGUCCACAACCCAAACUCCGACUGUCUCACAGACACACCUUUCAGCAUGCCCUGCUGCGACCCACUCGGUCUGUGUCAGUACCAAACCAACAAACUGCUCCGGAUCCGGAGCGUCCGGCUCGGUUCGCUCAAAUGGAGCCUGAACGGAGCGAUCCUGCUGUUCAUCUGUAUCAUGAUGCUUUGGAACAGGGAGUACCAGGAGUUUGACCUGGUUGUGAGCUCCAUCACCACCAAAGUGAAGGGUGUGGCUCAGACACACCUACCUGGGGUCGGGGACGUAGUGUGGGACGUGGUGGACUACAGUGGGGCCUCUCAGGGCAAAAACUCCUUCUUUGUGGUGACCAAUGUUAUUGUGACAAAGAAUCAGAAACAGGGAAAAUGUCCAGAGGUUCCCUCUAAAGGCCGGCUGUGCCGCUCUGAUAAGGACUGUGAGAAAGGAGCCUGGGACCAGCAGAGCCACGGGAUUCAGACCGGUUCCUGCAUCAAGUUUGAUGUGAUGAAGAAAACCUGUGAAGUGUCUGCGUGGUGCCCAAUUGAAACCAAGACAGCCCCUCCAAGACCUGCUCUGCUGGCAGCAGCUGAGAACUUCACUGUCCUCAUCAAGAACAACAUCAGGUUUCCAGCCUUCAACUUCAUCCGUCGGAACAUCCUCCCACAGAUGAAAGACGCCUACCUGAGGAGCUGCCACAGAGGAAACGACUCGCUCUGUCCCAUCUUCCGACUCGGAGACAUCAUUCGAGAGGCCGGGGAGAAGUUCUCUGACAUGGCCGUGGAGGGGGGCGUCAUCAGCAUUCAGAUCAAAUGGGACUGCAACCUGGACCGGCUCAUGCAGCGCUGCCUCCCCAGAUACUCCUUCAGGCGGCUUGAUGAGAAAGAGAGCAACAGGACGCUGUACCCUGGCCUCAACUUCAGGUUUGCGAAGUACAACGUGGUGAAUGGCGUUGAGGAGCGAACGCUCUUCAAAGCCUUUGGGAUCAGGUUUGAUGUCAUGGUGUUUGGACAGGCGGGGAAGUUCAGCUUCAUUCAACUCAUCAUCUACAUUGGUUCAACGCUGUCGUACUACGCUCUGACAACUGUGUUCAUCGACUGGCUCCUGGAAACCAGCUGUUGUUCUGCAGAGGUUGGACGGAACUACUCUGAGAGGAAAGUGGAAUCGGUCCAGGACACGCAGCAGUGCAUCCUCUGCGUGUCAUACGUUGAUGAAAAGAAGCUUCGGCUGGUGAAGAGAUCACACAAGAAAAGUCUCCAAAACCUAAAACCGAUGUGUGUUCAGCCCCGCAAGGAGGACUCAGGACACCUGAGAGCCGUUCUCUGUCUCCAGCCGGAUGUCAGUGUGGACCACAAUGCUCAGCCUGCCCUGGACCAGAAACCAGCCCCUGACUCUAAACGGCGUCAUCCAGGCUGGUGUAAAUGUGACUGCUGCAGUCCCUCUGUUGCCCCACAGGAGGAGCUGUGCUGCAGGCAGAGUGAUGGUGCCUGCAUCACCUCGUCUCCUCUGUUCAAGCAGCUGGUGUUAGGCCGUUCACUGCUGCAGGCCGUCCUCCUCUACCAGGAUCCUUUGUCUCCCCCCGUCGGUGGGGCUCAGACCGCCGCCCUGCGUCACUGCGCCUACAGACAAUACAUCAGCUGGAGGUUUGGGGUCCCACCUCAUGACACCCACCCAGUCAUCCCCAGCUGCUGCGUGUGGAGAAUCAGAGAGGAGUAUCCAAGUCCGGACGGCCGGUACAGCGGCUUCACACCCGUCAGGAAGGUCUCGGUGCCGACUCAAAACAACGGAAAGCUUUGAGGGAAAAGAGCCCCUCUCACUGAAAGAUCUACUAACAAUGUGUUUUUGUAACAUUGGGAUACUGAAAAGAGGAAAUGCAUAAAGUUUACUCUCAACCAAUAAAUCACUUUGAAGUUC
Messenger RNA from Girardinichthys multiradiatus, 1938 nucleotides. It is a transcript of the gene p2rx7, whose product is annotated as purinergic receptor P2X, ligand-gated ion channel, 7. The record is from RefSeq and is a predicted model, not a curated record. NCBI's taxonomy places the organism in Eukaryota, Metazoa, Chordata, Actinopteri, Cyprinodontiformes, Goodeidae. Gene Ontology annotation, biological process: monoatomic cation transmembrane transport; response to ATP. The coding region runs from base 82 to 1821 and encodes 579 amino acids. Gene Ontology annotation, molecular function: extracellularly ATP-gated monoatomic cation channel activity; purinergic nucleotide receptor activity; ATP binding. Gene Ontology annotation, cellular component: nuclear inner membrane; plasma membrane. The transcript is spliced from 13 exons.